AUGUGGACGUCGCCGUCCCGAAUCCUCCUUUCCGUCAGCACGUUGCUGUUCGCCGUCGCCCAACCUACCACGAGUGCCGAUGUCACUUUCCAGGACGUGAGGAAUGAGGUGGUGAAAGAUUAUACCGGCCAAGGGGGUGACAUCCCCAAUAAGAAAUACUUCCGGGAAUCUAGUUUCCAUUAUCACUACGAUGGACGGUUUGCGAACGAGACUCUUCCCCCGGAGGAAACCAUCCCUCAUCUGUCGGAGCUCAUCCGAACAUACCUGUCAACCAUGGCCGAUCUGGGAGCAGAAACAUGGAUAAUGCACGGCACAAUGCUGGCGUGGUGGUGGAACCAAAAGAUCUUCCCGUGGGACAACGACAUCGACGUUCAGGUCACGGAACCUACGAUCCGCUUCCUUGACCAGUACUAUAACAUGACCGAGCAUCAUUUCGACAUCCCCGGCGUCGAGGGCGGACGAUCUUAUCUACUCGAAAUCAACCCGUUCUACGUCAUCCGGUCGACCAACGACAAGGCGAACGUGAUCGACGCGCGAUGGAUCGACAUGUCUUCCGGCCUCUUCAUCGACAUCACGGCAGUGCGCAAGGAUGAUGCCGCCGUGGAGAAGGGCGACGUGACGGCUUUGAUGUGCAAGGACGGCCAUCGCUUCGACGAAAACGAGAUCUUCCCUCUCCGCAACAGCCAUUUCGAGGACUUCCCCGUCAAGAUCCCCUACGACUACACCAAACUGCUUGUCGAGGAGUAUGGCAACAAGGCGCUGACGGUCACCAACUUUCAAGGGUAUGUUCUGGCCCCUCGUCCGACCGGUUGGGGUCGCAAUCGCUAAUGUCAUUUCUUACAGUCACACUUUUAAUGAAGAGACGCUGGUGUGGGAUAAAAACGAGUAAGUGCCCGUUCCUAGCAUUCCGAGGUGGUUGUCUUGCUCACACCACGCUUUAGGGAGAAAAAAUCCAAGAGAGACUCGGUCCCGCAACGGAAGGCUGGCAUGCCCGUUCGAACCUCCCCCCUCGGUCCCCGACUCAGAUGAUUGUGUGCGACAACCCCUUACUUCCCGUCGCGUCCUGAACUAUAUAUAACUCUCAGGUCUCUUUACCUACACUCAUGAUAAUAAUGAUGUGAGCCAGGAUUGGAUCUAGCAACAUCUCUUGCAUAUACCAGGCGUUUGUUUUGAAUCUGCUCAGCAUCACCACCCGGAUAUUGGUUGUGAUUGGCAUUUCAUUUUUGGAAUAUAUUUUUCUCGUCUUUUGUCUCGGUCGUCUAAUCUUGGUUUUUCUUUUCAUUUUCUCUAUUUCUGUGGUUCAAAAUCUGGUUGGAUU
Molecule: messenger RNA, 1318 nt
Organism: Aspergillus melleus
Lineage: Eukaryota; Fungi; Ascomycota; Eurotiomycetes; Eurotiales; Aspergillaceae
Product: putative mannosylphosphorylation protein (Mnn4)
Exons: 6
Coding region: 1-828 (275 amino acids)
Source: RefSeq, a predicted model, not a curated record